UUCUGCCUCAGACCUUGGGUGCAAGACGGACCUGGAGAGCUGAAGCGAAGGCAUGGGACGGACUGCUGAAACAAAGCCUAACUUCAGAGCUGCAUUCCUUCUCUACAUUGCCUGCUGUCUCCCACACUCUUUGGCCUUCAGCAUCGACACAGAGACUCCCAUGAUUUUCAAAGGUGAUGCAGCUGCGCAGUUCGGCUAUCGUGUUAUCCAGACAAAAUCGAAUAGUGCAUCCUGGUUGGUAGUGAGUGCCCCUCUGCAAAACAACGGGACGGGAUCCCUUUCCCGCUGCUCUUAUGACACAGGGAAGUGCCAGCCGGUGCUUCUCUCGAACACCUCUGGAAUAUCUCUGGGCCUCUCGCUGGCUGCUGACGAAACACAUGAUUCCAAAAUAAUAGCUUGUGGUCCAACUUGGAAGCAGCGGUGUCAGGACCUCAAUUAUCUGAAUGGAAUCUGUUACAUCAUGACCAACUUUGAUCAAAACUUACAAGAGAUCCGUCCAGCUUUCCAAGAAUGUUUUUCUGGCGUGGAUGCUGUGAUCUUAUAUGAUGACUCAGGGAGCAUCUCUAACCCUGACUUUAAGAUCAUGAAGAACUUCAUUGUGACACUUAUAGAGUCUGUGCCUAAAAAGAAUGUACAGUUUGCCGUUGUCCAGUUCUCCAGUCAAUCCCAAGUGGUUGUUAACUUUGCUGACUAUAGUAAAGCUGGAGGUCAGGUGAAAGACAUCAUCUUCAGUUUUGCACGUGCCCGUGGGAAUACCUACACCCCCAGUGCCAUUCGCUAUGUGGCGAACUCGGUCUUCACAUCCUGGCAAGGCAUGCAACCCCAAAGCAAGAAACUCCUCAUUGUGCUGACCGAUGGGCAAUCCAAUGACAAAGAAACCACAUUUCAAGAAGCCAAAGAGGCCGUGGAGAGAAAAGGCAUAAUCCGCUAUGCCAUUGGGGUUGGUCAGUUUUUCCGUACACAAGAAGCAGCUAAAGAUGAGUUGCGCAAAAUUGCUUCAUCAGAUGAGAAUGUUUUCUCCGUGGACAGCUUUGAGGGACUCCAUGCACUUCAGGACCAGCUGAAGGAGAAAAUAUUCAAUAUUGAAGGAACAUCUGGAGACAAUCCUGGCAACAUAUUUCAGCUAGAACUUUCACAAGGUGGAUUCAGCACUCUCAUCACCCCAGGACAUGUUGUGACUGGAGCUGUUGGGGCUUAUAAUUGGGCUGGGGGUCUGGUAGAAGAGUCCUUGAGAGGCCCUCCCCAAACCAGGUUCUUGAACAUGUCUUCAUCCCAUGGUGACUUGACGGAAUCCUAUCUGGGUUAUGCGGUGGCGCUGGCUCGUCAUGGUCAGCGGCAGUUCUAUGUAGCCGGGGCACCACGAUACAAUCACAUUGGGAGGGUCGUGGUGUUCGAAAGCUCGAGCAGGCGGUUUGCGGGGUACUUUGGGGGUAAACAGGUGGGUUCUAACUUUGGUGCUGAACUCUGCUCUGUGGACCUAAAUGCGGAUGGAAAUACCGACCUAAUUCUGAUCGGAGCACCCCUUUAUUACAGUGGGACUCAAGGUGGCCUGGUUGAGGUCUGCUCAAUCAGCAACAUGGGUCGCCUUGUUUACCUUCAGACACUUCGUGGAGUCUCCGGCUACAGUCUGGGCCGUUUUGGGGCAGCGCUCUCCUCUCUGGGGGAUGUGAGUGGGGAUGGCAUUGCUGAUGUGGCAGUUGGAGCCCCCAUGGAGGAUGAGGGUCAUGGGGCUGUUUAUAUCUUCCUGGGAGAAACGGACAGACUGAGGGAAAACUGGAGCCAGCGGAUCGCUGCCACCUCUCUCCCCCUUACACUCAAUUUCUUUGGUCAGUCCAUCCAGGGAAGACUGGAUCUGAGUGCGGAUAAUUUGACUGACCUGGCUGUUGGGGCACUAGGAAGUGCAGUGCUCCUUCGAUCCCGGCCAAUUUUCACUGCCACCUUGUCACUGAAUUUCUCACACUCCUUGGUCCCUCUGGAUGAUCCAAACUGUGGAAGUCGGGAGGUUUCAGGAGUUUCCCCUCGUGGGAGUGUCAGCCUUUGCUUCACCCUGAGACUCCUCAGCACAAAAUGGAGCCACGGUGUUCUCCCAGCUACAAUCUCUUACCAUCUCAAGGUGGAUGCCAAUCAGUCCCUGCCACGCCUCACCCUAGAGAAAGAGGCACAAAGCAUUUCAGAAACCAUCCAGGUUGGAACUAUGCCAGUCUGCGUCAGAAAGAUCCUCCAGGCUCCGCUUUGCCUGGAUGACUCUGUCUCUCCACUUGUGCUGCGAGCAAAUUUUUCGGUUAAGGAAGAACCAGUUGCCUCUGCCCAGAACCUACGACCCUACUAUGAUCUUAGGCCUGAGUUGCCCACUGAGAUCCAGAUUCCCUUCAAGCAAAACUGUGGUUCUGAUAACCUUUGUGUGGCUGACCUUCGGCUCUCCUUCAACUUUUCAGGGUCAAAGGGUCUUAGGCUGAGUCCAAAUUUCAUACUGAACUUAACACUGAAGCUAGAGAAUGUGGGAGAGAAUGCAUAUGAGCCAGGCCUUUCCUUCCACUAUGCUCCUAUUUUGUCUUUCCAGAGGGCUUCAGUUCUUCAGUCAAAUUGGCCACUGUCCCCAAAUUGUGAAAUGCAUGGAUCCCAAGGAAAUGGAUCUGUACGUCACAGCUCCUGCCGUUUCAAACCACCAGUCCUCAAGGAAGGCACUCAGGCUCUCCUUCAGCUCUCCUUCCGCUCUUCCAGUGCUGUUUCCUGGGCUGACAAGUUAGUUUCUUUCACCGUUAACGUGCACAGUCAGAAUGAGAAUGACACUCUGGGUGACAACGAAGCCACCAAGCAGCUGCCUGUGCUGCACCCGGCCAACGUCAUCGUAGAGAGGCUCAAGUCCACUACGCAUCUUAAUUUCUCAAUAGUGAACCCAGAGAAGAAGACGCUCACACAUGCCUACGAGGUCAGAAAAUUGGAUGCAAACCCCAUCUCACUUAACGUGACCUUUGAGCUCCCCUUACAGACUGAACUGGGAUUCUUCUGGAAUAUAACAUCAAUCAAUAGUGAAAAGCUCAUAUGCACCACUCCGUCUGCUCCUGAAACAGGAAUCGAGACUAAGCACCCUGAGAAACAAAUCACGAGAGGGUGCCUGGGAGCUUCUGUCUGCACUAAGGUUCAUUGCCAGAUUGCCCAUCUCUCUCAGGGAGAGUCCAUCAAGGUCAACUUUUCUGGGGAUUUUUACAGACAGAAAGAUGCUUCCCAGCUGGAGUCUCAGAAUCUCCAUCUUCGCAGUGAGGCGUUUGUGACAGUUGAUGAAACUCGGUUUUUCCUGAGUCAGCCAGAGGAAUUUCAUUACAAACAGAUCAGCACUGAAGUUGAGCUGAUUUCACCAUUCAAUCCCGUCCCCAUCAUCGCUGGCAGCAUCACUGGAGGCAUCCUGCUCUUAGCCAUUCUGGUGGCCAUCUUGUAUAAGGUUGGAUUUUUUAAACGCAACCGUGUACCCCAUGAAACCACACCGGGACCAGCUGCCCCCACGGAACAAGCCGCACAGCCAACUCCCCAAACUAACUAAUUCCUAAGAGAAUGGGAGAUAUCCUGGGGGGAGGGGUGGCCUGAGGGACAGGAUUUCUGGGACAGGAAGCAGGAAGGAAAGGGCAAAACAGAUUGAGAGGCAAGACCUCUGGAUUCCCUGGGGGAGGAAUGGGUGGGGGGCUUUGAAAGAAGAGUGAACAGAGGAUGGGAGCUUCUUGACUGGUUAAUUUAAUAAAAAGAUUAACAAACUGAAGCUCAAACUUCCAGCCCAUGGAAAGUUUGAAUGUUUUUUCUUUAGCUUAGAAAGCUAGAACCAAUUUAGCUUAGUUCUCUCUUAUUACCAGUGAAAUCAUGAUUCAAAAGAAAGACUGUCUGUCCUCAUCGAGCUGGUAAACCUGUGCUUGAAUCAUACCUCUUCAGGCUCCAGGUAGGGGCUGUUCAUCUGAUUGACUGCAUAUCCCUCUACACAUACACAACAUGUGUCUGCCCUGUUUGUGUGUGAGGUGGCAGGUGCAUGGAUCUAAUUUUAACAUCAAAAGGGGCAUGCAGAUGAAGGGUUAGUGGAGGAUAAAAUUUUGGCGUGCACACACACAGACCCCGACCACUGCUUUUAUACCUCAUGAACUGGCUACUAUGUCAUGUCUAAGGCCUAAUUAGGGUUGCCAACAUUUCAUUGCCGGAAUGAGGGACACAAGUUGGGGCUGGGGGUAGGCAGGAGGUGUAUGCAGUGGUACGCAAGAGCCUGAGUAUCAAUGACGUAUAUGUUAUUGCAUUAUAUGCUAUUGAAUAAUGCCAGCAUAGUUGUUAUUUAGAACAUUUUCAAGUUAUACCACUUUUCAAUCAAAAACUCCUUAAAAUAGUUUACAUAGCAAAAGGAAUAAUGCCCUCACUGCAAGUAUUUUACAUUGCCGCUGUUCGCCCCACCACCAAAAUUCAGGACAAAUGCUAUCCCUAUCGGGACCAACAUUUCAUCCCUGAAAUGAGGGACGUCCCUCGUAUUGCCGGAGAGUUGGGAACCCUAGGCCUAGUUCAUACGAGUGACUUUGGCCCUACAUCUUGCCAUAGAAACAAAGCACUUAUGCUGAUAAUUUGGCUUGAGGCUUUUACCUCAAGAAGGUGCCACCUUCUUCUUCCCUGCUAUGCUAGUCUUGCAGGAAAGAGCUGAGGUGUGUGUGUGCCUUUUUGUGCAGCCAAAAAGAUUAUUUUUCUUGCCUACAGGAUUUGGUGGGGAUGGUCAAAAGCCAUAAGCCCUGCAGUGAAAGCAGAACCCUCUCUUCUUUUUCACUGUAGCAGCUGAAAAAACCCUGAAGUGAGACUUGACACAAGCCUGUUUUCAUAUCACAAUGCCAAUAGCAUACACUGAUGUAAUUUCUUUCAAAAAAAGCCAAAGUUUACACAUUUUGUGUCCUUCUCUGCAUUGCAUGAAGCCAUCAUGUCCGUUAGUGCUGAAUGCAGGAUGUCCGGUUUUGUAAUGACCUUUUAGCUGAUGCAUGAGCUGGAUGCAUGAAUGGCCACUGGCAGGAGUCAGACAAAAAGUAGCUGCCCUGCCAGAAAUCAAUCUAAGUGAUGAGGAUGGAAAGUGGGGAAGAGACAGAGUGGGGUAUAAUUGAUUAGUUGAGAGUGUCUGGGAGUAUUUUGCUCUCACUGUACCAAGACAUUUUAGCACUGCUCUUUCAAAAAGAAAGGAUGUUGAGUCAUAGUGAACAGUCACAGUGAGUGCAGCUACUCUUUCCCAUAAAUUCAGUGGAAUGUGAUUCAGGCUUGUGUUGACAUCUUCCUGUCAUUUGUAGUACUUGCUGCAGCAGCUUUGAUUUUCAUAGAAUUUCAAAAAUGUGCUAUGAAAGUCUCCUCGGCUUCAGGAGGGGCGUGGCUGACCUCUCCUGCACUGGAGGUCUUCAAGAAGAGGCUUCUGUUAAGGAUACUCUAGCUCUGGAGUUCCUGCAUCAAGUAAGCCUGCCUCCAACUAUAUGCUUCUGUGGGAUCCACUUUCCCUUCUCCUCCAGCAAACCUAAUUUCCAGAUACUCCUGAGCUUGAAGAGAGGCACAGUGGUUAAUAUAUUAUCCUUAGGGCCAAAUCAUGUGUAGGUGUGGUGCACAGACCUCUGAACCAGCUUGGGGUAGUGGAAAUGGGUUAAUUACCUCCCCCUAUGUGGUCCUGAUCCAGAUUGGGGAGAUGGCUAUUCAUUUUCUCUCUCAUGCACCCACACACGCAGAACGGGUAAACCACAUGAUUAAAGCCAAGUCUAGUUGGGCCUUUAACCAUGUGUAAGGGCCAAACUGAGCUGAAAUCCCCAAUCAGUCACAAAAUUCACAGGCAUGACUUUAGGCCAGUCAUUGUCUCUCAGCCUAACCUACUUCAUAGGUUGUGGCAAGAAUAAAGGAUAGGACAAGAGUCCGUAUAUGCUGCCUUGAGUGCCUUUGAGGAAGGACCAGAUAAAAAUGUAGCUCAUAAUAAGAAAGCCACUCUUGAUAAUAAAUUUCCACUGCUCCUAAGUUCAGCCCUUCCCAGGGGCCAUAAGGAAAAAGGAAAUGCGCAAGUUUCUUUUGGGCAUUCUCUCUAAAGUGGCAAUUCGGUGGCCACCCGAUCUAGAUGAGUGACAACCUCAGAGCCACAUAAAUCACAGCAGGAGCACCUGGGUAGGACCAGCCCAGAAGGCUCUAGCAAGCGAGGUGUGUUGCAGGCCCAGGCAAAGUUCCUGAUGGGUCAGGGGAGGGUCAGG
This is a messenger RNA of Hemicordylus capensis (graceful crag lizard), 6218 nucleotides long. RefSeq names its product integrin alpha-X-like. Gene Ontology annotation, cellular component: external side of plasma membrane; integrin complex. NCBI's taxonomy places the organism in Eukaryota, Metazoa, Chordata, Lepidosauria, Squamata, Cordylidae. Gene Ontology annotation, biological process: cell-cell adhesion; cell adhesion mediated by integrin; integrin-mediated signaling pathway. The record is from RefSeq and is a predicted model, not a curated record. Gene Ontology annotation, molecular function: integrin binding. The transcript is spliced from 30 exons. The coding region runs from base 53 to 3538 and encodes 1161 amino acids.